UCAAUUGACACAGGUGCUCAGCAAACACGAGAAAAAAGGGAAUCUUUAAUCAGCUCAUCUCACACAAAUUCGAUCACAAUGACAGCAGAGCCAAUAUCUCGGUUUACUUUCAAUGACUUUAUGAGCUUGUCAGUUGUGCUGUACAAUAGCCUGGGCAUACAUCCGUAUGAUUUGGCCACCAGGACGGGAUUAUCGACUCGCUGGCUCUUGACUAUUUUCCUCUUUCAAGUGGUCAAUCUGAACUUUGUGCUUGGAUUGGAGUGCGCCUUCGUGUACAUCUCGUUCAAGAACAACGAUAACUUCGUCGAGUCCUGCAUGGUAAUGGGCUACAUUGUGUUCGUGAUCGUGGGCGAACUGAAGAUGGUGACUGUGUGGCUGCGGAGAGACCAAUUGAAUGAUCUGAUGAUCGAAAUGGAGCGCAUCUUUCCCUCGACUGAUGCCGAGAGCCAGCGACAAUAUCAGGUGGAGCGCUAUCUGCGCCGAGGUCGCAUGUUCACCAAGGGCUUCGCCGGCCUCUACCUGCUGCUCAUCGCCACCUACAAUCUGUUUGUGAUUAUUCAGUUUCUGGUCAAGCGCUAUGUGCAGGAGGUGCCCGGCGCUUCCAUGGCCAUGCCCUACACAUCAGUGUCGCCCUGGGGCGUGCACAACAUUUGGGGCUUCUGCCUGAUGUAUUUGCUGCAGUCCCUGGCUGGCUACACGUGCACGGCGGGCCAUGCCUCGAGCGACAUACUCAUCUUUGCAGUGCUCAUUCAGACCAUCAUGCACUAUGACUACUUGUCGAGGAGGCUCACGGAGCUGCUCAUCCAGGCAGGACGCGUCAAGGAUGGCUACCAGAAGGAUCUCAAGGUGCUGCAGCAGCUGAUCGCCUACCACAACCAGCUGCUAGGCUUGACCGAGGUCAUCAAUCGGGUGUUUGGCUUGCCACUGCUGCUUAACUUCAUGUCCUCCUCGCUGAUGGUCUGCUUUGUGGGCUUUCAAAUGACCAUCGGACUGAGUCUCGAUGUCGUCUGCAAGCUGGCUGUUCUCUUGGUGGCCGAAAUGGCCGAAAUCUAUUUGAUAUGCUACUUUAGCGAUGAGCUUGUAAAUGCCAGCUUCUCUGUCUCCGAUGCUGUCUACAAUAUGAACUGGCCAGACGCUGAUAAGCGAUUCAAUAAGAUGCUCAUCAUCGUUGCUCAACGCGCCCAGCGACCCGUUUGCCUCAGGGCCACUGUGUUUCUAGAUGUUUCAAUGCCUACUAUGACAAUGUUCCUGCAAAUGACCUACAGGUUCUUUUGCGUGAUUCGUACCAUGUAUCAGUGAAGAGAUGAGACCAGUUCAGAGCGAAAGAAGCCCCGAGAUGGCAUUAGCAUUGGAGUUACUUAAAAUCUUUUAAACUCGUAUAUGUUAAGUUUUUAC
Drosophila navojoa is the source of this 1395-nucleotide messenger RNA. Its product is annotated as odorant receptor 67a. Gene Ontology annotation, cellular component: plasma membrane. The record is from RefSeq and is a predicted model, not a curated record. Gene Ontology annotation, molecular function: olfactory receptor activity; odorant binding. Gene Ontology annotation, biological process: sensory perception of smell; detection of chemical stimulus involved in sensory perception of smell. NCBI's taxonomy places the organism in Eukaryota, Metazoa, Arthropoda, Insecta, Diptera, Drosophilidae.